CCGAUCUUGUCAACUCAACUACAUCCAUCCAUCUAUCCAUCCAGAUCAAUUUCUAUCCCACUCUCUCAUAGACUCCCUUGCUACAACUCCACCAUGUCUUUCUCCCGCCUUGCACGAGUCCUUCCCUCCUCCUCCUCUGGGAUUCCCCGCUAUCUCGGCCUCCGCACCAUGGCUACCGCCCCUCCCAAGAAGAGAGAAUGGCUGUGCAUUCUGCCUGAUAAGCCCAAUGUUCAAGACUUGCGCCUGAAAGUCCGCCCGACACACUUUGCCGAGCUCCCGCCCCUCAUCGAGGCGGGAAAGAUGGUCGUGGGUGGUGCUAUGGUGGAUGCGCACCCCGAGGAAGGCAAGCCCUUGUCCUUCAGGGGCAGUAUGAUUGUGGUGACGGGCGAGACGUUGGAGGAAGUGCAUCAGCUGAUCAGCAGUGAUAUCUAUGCGAAGAGUGGAGUGUGGGACCUGGAGAAGGCGCAAGUCAUUCCGUUUAUUUCGGCUGUGCGGGAGCCUCUGAACAAGGACUAGGAGUGACGCCCAAGCAGAUAAGGCUGAGAACGGAUCUUGUAGAGAUUGUAUGAAACAAAAAAAAUAGGUUCACUGGCGGAGUAAUCUUGGGUCUUUUGCAUCUCAAGCCCGUCGACAAUCGAGCCUCCAUCGGACGCAGCAUUGUGGAGAAGUCAAAGCGGAGUAGUCUCAUAGAUAGAUUGGAACAGCUAUAGGAAUCAUAUGUUC
Messenger RNA from Aspergillus saccharolyticus JOP 1030-1, 723 nucleotides. RefSeq names its product YciI family protein. The transcript has 4 exons. NCBI's taxonomy places the organism in Eukaryota, Fungi, Ascomycota, Eurotiomycetes, Eurotiales, Aspergillaceae. The record is from RefSeq and is a predicted model, not a curated record. The coding region runs from base 94 to 516 and encodes 140 amino acids.